AAGAAGGCAGGGGCUGCCGCCGAGGGGCAAAGGGUUUUUGUGAACCACAGUGGUGGGUUAGACCCGAGUUUCUCCAGCUCCUACCUAUUUUCAGCUGACUGGGAGUGCAAGGAUGAUAGACGCUUUCUGUGCCACCUGGAAGCUGACGGACAGUCAGAAUUUUGAUGAAUACAUGAAGGCUCUGGGAGUGGGCUUUGCCACUAGGCAAGUGGGCAAUGUGACCAAGCCAACAGUGAUAAUCAGUCAGGAAGGCGGCAAAGUGGUGAUCAGGACACAGUGCACAUUCAAGAACACGGAGAUCAGUUUCCAGCUGGGAGAAGAGUUUGAGGAAACCAGCAUCGAUGACAGGAACUGUAAGUCUGUUGUUCGGUUGGAUGGAGAUAAGCUCAUUCACGUACAGAAAUGGGAUGGCAAAGAAACAAAUCUUGUAAGAGAAAUUAAGGACGGCAAAAUGGUUGUGACUCUCACCUUUGGUGAUGUUGUUGCUGUUCGCUGUUAUGAAAAGGCAUAGAAGCGAUGACCAGUCUUUUGACAGUUCGGUUUGCUGGAGUCUCAGAGUUAGCCAGCUACUGCAGCACUGGUCACUGAUUAGAAGGUUGUCUUUGGUGUGAAGGCAGAAAAUUAUAAUUUAAAGUUACUUCAAGCAACUCUUGGGAUUUUGAUAUGCAAAUUUACCCUGUUUUUGAAUUUGUUAUAAUUUUAUAAUAACUUUUUAUAAAGAUAGGACUAUACAUUAUUUCCUUUGGAAUACAGACUAAAUUGGAAUAAAAAUAUACACACUUAUAAAAGUUGGUUGUCAUUUUUAAUGCCAUCAGUCUGUUUUGGAACUAUGUCUACUAGAGAGUUUGGACAAUAAUAGUCUUUUUUAAUAGCAUAAAGUAAGGCUAGAAAAAGGAAUAUCAUGUAUACAUCAGAAAAUACACAUUCAGAAACUAGAUGACUCAGAGAAUGGGGAGAUGCCACAUUUUGGAGACAUCGAUGGAGAACCUGGAAAUAAUUCACUCACCUGGUCAGAAAGCUUUUACAGUGAGUAGUGCUACAAAAAUGAUAUUUCACUUUUACAAAACAGUCUAAAGGAAAAAAAAAAAAACGCUAAAGACUUCAAAAUGUGACAAAAUAUAAUUCAGUGCCAUGCAAUCAUGGUAUCAUUUGUCAAAGUUCUAUAGUAAAGACAACCGGAAAAGGAAGCUGAUUUCAUCCUCCACUCUUAUCGUGAACCUCCAAACUGAACUUCACUAAGUCAAGAAUGUUAAAGUGAAGUGUGUACAGAGAAUCCAUGAAAAUGUUCAAAUUCCACCUUUUCCUGCUGUUGGGUAGAAAAGGUGAUUAGACUAGAUCUGACCAGACCAAACGAAGUGUUUUUUUUCCUAGCUGGUUUGCACCUGUGGCGUACACAGAACUGUGACUACAUUUUAUUACUUGUGAAAUGCUCUUCAGUCAUGUUCUCAACCUAUGAUAUAAAACAAGGCAGAUAGUGCUAUAUUUAGUCCACUGAUGUAGAAAAGCAAGCAUUAAAGUUGCAAGGCUAAGUUCUUGUGGUCAGUAAAAAAUACUGAAAAUGG
Messenger RNA from Psammomys obesus (fat sand rat), 1562 nucleotides. RefSeq names its product fatty acid binding protein 7 (gene Fabp7). Lineage: Eukaryota; Metazoa; Chordata; Mammalia; Rodentia; Muridae. The coding region runs from base 113 to 511 and encodes 132 amino acids. Gene Ontology annotation, cellular component: cytosol; nucleus. Gene Ontology annotation, biological process: fatty acid transport. The record is from RefSeq and is a predicted model, not a curated record. Gene Ontology annotation, molecular function: fatty acid binding. The transcript is spliced from 4 exons.